AUGGAGGACACGAAUAACAAUGAGAAUAACACAUACGGGGUCGUCCUCAGUGAAUCUCUAGAGAAUACUAACGCUUCUGAUCAACAAAAUGAUGAGUCAACCACGGCGAUGGCUAAGGAAUAUACUUUAGAUAUACCAAGGAUACCCAGUUUGGAAUUACCCUUAAAUGUUACCUCUAAAUCAUCCAGUAUACACAAGGCCAUAGAUAUGUGCGGAGGUCUUUCGAAGGUCAAAGAGGCAUUCAAAGAGCCAGGUACAGUGGAAACUCAAAAAGGGCUUGAAUUGUAUCUAAAUACAGGCAAAAAUGAACGUCAUGCAGACAUUUUCUUCAACGAACAUCCAAUUACGGGGAAACGAGUCCCCUUCCGUGAUGAUUCUAUCAUAUUAAAAAUAUCCAUGCCUAAGGGAACUCUUUCGAAACAUAAUGGAGAUAUCCAAGCAUCUAUUGCGUCAUUAGAUCCGAAUGAUUACAAGGUAACACCGGUCUCCAUUGUCGAUAACACGAUUAGAUUUAGAGAAAUGUCCGAUUUCCAAUAUAGAUUAGAUAAUGUAUCAUCUGCAAAGGAAUUCAAUGAUAGUUUUGGUACUUUGGAUUGGUCUAGUCUUCAAAAUUUCGUCAAAUCUGUACCGAACAUGGAUUCAAGACCAUAUGAAAAUAUUAAUAACUUAAUUAUAGAUCGAACUAAUUUGAGUUCGAAUUCAGACUUCCAAUUACCGCCCCCACCUAAAUUUUCCAUGGUUGGAUAUCCAUUUUUAUACAAAUACAAGGGUAAUCCGUUAGCAACGAAGAAAUCCAAUGGUGAUUCUGAAGUCAAAAAAAGUUACAUUAAGAAUUAUCAAUUAUUUCUUCAUGAUAUCGGCCCAAUCGCGAAGAUCCCUAUAGAACCACACGAAUCAUUACAAAAGGAUUAUAAAAUUGCACAAGAAACUCAAGUGUAUCCGGGGACAAAAUCAGAUUCAGGAUUUUACCAAUCAUUAAAGGAAUGUCUCUCCAUUUUGAAUAAAUUAUUCGAAAAAAGACCCAUCUGGGUUAAGAGACACAUAGAUGGUCUCAUUCCUAAGGAGAUUCAUCAUACUUUGAAAAUUGCACUCGCAUUAGUUUCCUAUAGAUUUUCCAUGGGUCCCUGGAGGAACACGUAUAUUAAACUAGGUAUUGAUCCAAGGACCUCUCCAGAAUAUGGGAAAUAUCAAACUGAAUAUUUUAAAAUUGAAAGGAAAUUAUUAUCAAAUCCAUCAGUGAAGAAAAAUGUACCUAGCCCGCCUCCCUUGUGUUUUGAAUCAAAUGUAGAAGGUGAUAUUGAUUCUAGAUUUAGGUUUGAUGGUACUCAAGUACCAUGGUAUUUAAUGUUGCAAAUUGAUCUUUUGAUUGGUGAACCAAACAUUGCUGAGGUGUACAAGAAUGCUAAACUCUUGACUGAACCAAGCGAAUUGACCGGUUGGUUUACUGAGUUAGACUUAGUUAAGAUUAGAAGAAUUGUUAAAUAUGAAUUGGGUUGCUUAGUGCAAGGUAAUCAUGAAUUCAACCAAUAUAAAUUAAAAUACUUUAAGGCAAUGAAGUUCGUAAAGGAAUCUCUGAUCCCAGGGCAAGAAGGAACCGAGAAGCAAUCGACGGAUGCUGAUGGAGAUGUUACUAUGGAUGAUUCCGACAAUGGACCAAAUAACAAAGAUACGACGCCUGACGAGGAGGAAGAAAAUGAUGAUAAUGGAGUUGCUACAGGUGAAACUGACGACGUUGUAUUGGAAGACGAAGAAGAAGCAAUUGAGGAAAACGUUAGUAUAACGCAGGAAACGGAAAAGGGUAAACCUCCCAAAGAAGAGGAUGAUGAAGAAGAGGAGGAGGAGGGUGAUAAUAUUAUUGAUGAUUUUGAUAUUACGAAUGCGACUUUCCAAGAUGUUAUGAAGCAUGUUUCCAAAUUUGAUCCUGAGUUGGCGAAGAAAUUAUAUACGAACUUAAACGGCUUAGUUCCAGAAGAAAAAUUGUCCCAAGAUUUAUGA
Molecule: messenger RNA, 1995 nt
Organism: Naumovozyma dairenensis CBS 421
Lineage: Eukaryota; Fungi; Ascomycota; Saccharomycetes; Saccharomycetales; Saccharomycetaceae
Gene: TFC1
Product: transcription factor TFIIIC subunit TFC1
Exons: 1
Coding region: 1-1995 (664 amino acids)
Biological process (GO): transcription initiation at RNA polymerase III promoter
Cellular component (GO): transcription factor TFIIIC complex
Source: RefSeq, a predicted model, not a curated record